This is a messenger RNA of Hevea brasiliensis (rubber tree), 543 nucleotides long. RefSeq lists its product as uncharacterized. The record is from RefSeq and is a predicted model, not a curated record. The transcript has a single exon. The coding region runs from base 1 to 543 and encodes 180 amino acids. Lineage: Eukaryota; Viridiplantae; Streptophyta; Magnoliopsida; Malpighiales; Euphorbiaceae.
AUGGAGGAGCAUAGCAACAAGAAGCGUGUCAGGGAGGACGAGGUCGAGGCUGAGUUUGAUUUGCCUGAGGCGAAGAAAAUAAGGGAUGAUUUAUUGGAUAUUCUAGACGAGUCGGAUCCUGACCCGACGACUCAGGAUCUAGACUCUGUUAUGAAGAGUUUUGAAGAGGAGAUAUCUGCCUCCUCUUCGCCAGUCGUUGUCGACCUGACGUCGGAUUCCGGUGAGUCCCAGCCUGAACUUGGGUACCUUCUUGAAGCUUCAGAUGAUGAGCUUGGGUUACCUCCAUCUGCAACUUCUUCUGGGGAGGAGGCUAGAAAUGAAGUAAAGGAGCUGGUGCGAGUGGACUCAGGUGGAAAUGAUGGAUUAUGGGUGUUUGAGGAUCAGAUCCCGAGUUAUGACUCGUUCGAAUUGGGAAUCAUUGAAAAUUAUAACACCGAGUAUGCGGCGUUUGAUGACGGAUUGUUCGACUAUUCGAAUGUAUGUUUCGAUUCGUCCGAUUAUUCGGAUUAUUCUUGGCGGCUGGGAUCCAUGCCGGCCGAGUAA